UGCAGAUGGACGCAGUGCUGGGCCACUGAUAAACUUUGGCAGAAACGACAAAGGAGCGUCUCCCCGAGCAGCUGCGUCUCUCCAGCCUUCCCUGACGCCGACUCAACCAUACUGAUGAGCCCGGGGAGCCGCGCGCCUCCUCCUGACGUCGCCUCCUUUCCCUCACACCGGCUUGCGCAAGAACAGUGACCGAGCGAGCCGCGGAAGCGCAGCCUCCCCCCUCCCAGCAGCCUCGCACUCUCACCGGCUCUUCCGCACCCGAACGCAGACCUUUGGAACAGAUCCGUCCAAGGGUGGGUGAUGCGCACGUCGCCGCCGCUACCUCCGCCCGGCCACUCUUACAUCGGCAUCGGUACCUCCGCGUGGAUUCGGCAACUGUGAGCACUCAAAGAGGAGCCAUGCACGACACUGUCGCACCACUGCCCGCCUGCAGUCCUCCUCCUCGGCACAGUCCCUCGGGCUCCCUCGCUACCAACCCGGAGGAGCCGAUGCAAGCUUGCUAAAGAAGAAUAAGGAAAGAAAAGACCCACAACCGACACUUCUAGAACCUUUUUUUUUUUCGGUGGAGCGGAAUAGGAAGCCUUGCUCGACGCGCAUAUUGAUUGCUUUUCCUUUGGAUCAUGCAGAGAUUAUUACUACGGUGAAGGAGAGAGCAAAUAAAGGAUGGAUCAGGUUAUGUACGUUGUGGGGCUACUGGUGCUGCUCGCGGAGGGCGUCCGUUCCCAAGGAGUGUACGCACCCCCUACUGUCCGCAUCAUUCACUCUGGGCACGCCUGCAACGUGGAAGAGGAGCGGCACACGGAGCGCGUCUACACCAUCCGAGAGGGCGAGACCCUGGAGCUCAGCUGCCUGGUGACGGGGCAUCCUCGGCCGCAGAUCAGAUGGACCAAGACUGCUGGCAGUGUGUCGGACCGGUUCCAGGACUCCAGCGUCUUCAAUGAGACGCUGCACAUCGCCACGAUCCUGAGGACGCAGGGUGGCCGCUACUACUGCAAGGCGGAGAACGGCCUCGGCUCGCCCGCCAUCAAGUCUAUCCGAGUGGACGUCUACUACCUUGAUGACCCAGUGGUGACGGUGCACCAGAGCAUUGGGGAGGCGAAGGAGCAGUUCUACUAUGAGCGGACGGUGUUCCUUCGCUGUGUGGCCAACUCCAACCCGCCGGUGCGCUACAGCUGGCACCGCGGCCGCGAGGUGCUGACCCAGGGCUCGGACAAGGGCGUGGAGAUCUACGAGCCCUUUUUCACGCAGGGGGAAACGAAGAUCCUGAAGCUGAAGAACCUGCGACCGCAAGACUACGCCAACUACAGCUGCGUGGCCUCUGUCAGGAACGUGUGCGGCAUUCCUGACCGCAGCGUCAUCUUCCGGCUCACCAACAAGACAGCCUCACCGUCCAUCAAGCUGCUGGUGGAGGACCCCAUCGUAGUGAACCCCGGCCAGACGGUGUCGCUGGUCUGCAUCACCACCGGCGGGGAGCCGCCGCCACUCCUCACGUGGUUCACCGCCAACGACAGCCUGCCGCAGAGGAGCAUGGUGAAGGGCGGCACGCUCACGCUGCCCGCCAUCAGCUCGGACGAGGCGGGCAUCUACAGUUGCGUGGCCAGCAACAACGUGGGCAACCCGGCCAAGAAGUCCACCACCAUCGUCGUCCGAGCGUUGAAAAAGGGCCGCUUCUGGAUCACUCCUGACCCGUACCACAAUGACGACAACAUCCAGAUCGGUCGGGAAGUCAAGAUAUCGUGUCAGGUGGAGGCGACGCCCCCGGAGGAGCUCACCUUUAGCUGGCUGAAGAACGGCCGCGCCCUGCGCAGCUCGGAGCGCAUGGUCAUAACGCAGACGGACACGGACAUCUCGCCCGGCACCACCAACCUGGACAUCAUCGACCUCAAGUUCACUGACUUCGGCACAUACACGUGCGUAGCGGCGCUGAAGGGUGGCGGCAUUCCGGAGAUCAGCAUCGACGUCAACAUCUCCUCCACUACUGUCCCUCCUCUGUUUUUCUCUUUCUUAGUUCCCCCCAACCUGACAGUCCCCCGGGGCAAGUCCCCCCUGGUGGCCCGUGAGGGUGACACAGUGGAGCUGGAGUGCCUUGUUUCAGGGAAGCCCAAGCCCAUUAUCCUGUGGUCGCGGGCAGAUAAGGAGGCGCCCAUGCCGGACGGCGGAAUGCAGACGGAGAGCUACGACGGAGCGUUGCGCGUCGUCAACGUGACGCGGGAGAUGACCGGAUCGUACCGAUGCCAGACCAGCCAGUACAACGGCUUCAACGUCAAACCCCGCGAGGCAGUGGUGGAGCUCAUCGUCCAAUACCCCCCCACAGUGGAGCCAGUCCACACGGAACUACGUCAGGGCCUGGGCCGGCCCGUGGUGAUGACGUGCCGGGUGUUGCGGGCUCACCCGUCGCGCGUGCUGCGCUUCGAGUGGCUGCUGUCCAACCGGCUGCUGCACGCCGGCGCUUUCGACGUGCAGCGGGACGACACCGAGUACACCAUCCGGAGUCUGAACCGCGACGGCUGGGGCGAGUACACCUGCAAAGUCAUCAACGAGGCCGGCGCGGGAAAAUGCACCUUCCACGUCACAGGCAAGGCCUACGCUCCCGAGUUCUACUACGACACCUACAGCCCUCUGUGGCAGAACCGGCCCAGGAUCUACGACUUCAAGCUCCAGUGGACGCAGAUGAACCCUAACGCCGUAGACCGCAUCGUGGCUUACAGACUCGGCCUCAGACAGAUGGGACAACAGCGAUGGUGGGAGCAGGAGAUUCCCAUGGAUGGGCCGAUCAACAAAGGAGAGCUCAUGACCCACAACCUGACCGAGCUCAUCAAACCAGAGUCCUAUGAGGUGCGUCUUACCCCCAUCACUCGUUUCGGCGAGGGCGACUCCACCGUGCGGAUUGUCACCUACAGCGCUCCCAUCAACCCUCACCUAAGAGAGUUCCACUGCAGCUUCGAGGAGGAGCCCAUCUGCAUGUUCACCCAGGACAAGAACGACGACUUUGAUUGGACGCGGCACAGCGCCGCCACGCGCGACACCAAGUACACGCCCAACACGGGGCCCAGUGGCGACCGCGCCGGCUCCAAGCAGGGUUUCUACAUGUACAUCGAAACGUCGAGGCCACGGAAGGAAGGGGAUCAGGCGCGACUCGUCAGUCCGUUUUUCAACAUCGCCCCGAAGAACCCCUACGGCAUCGCCAACCCGCCGGCCUACUGCUUCGGCUUCUUCUACCACAUGUAUGGGAAACACAUAGGGACGCUAAACGCCUUAGUGAAGCAAAAGGGCCUAGCCAGCCCAGAUGGGCCAGUGUGGUCGCUAAGCGGUAACCAAGGGGAGCGGUGGAAGCAGGCCAAAGUCAGCGUGCAUCCGAUGGCGUCAUUUCAGGUGCUACUCGAGGGAAUCCGAGGACCGGGCAUCGAGGGCGACAUCGCCAUCGAUGACGUCACCUUGGAGGAAGGGGAGUGUCGAGACCCGCCGCCCAACCUUAGUGCCAUUGCUCAGUCCACCUCCCUCCAUAUAUGGCUGCUGUGCGUCACCGUGGUGAUAACCCUCCUGGAGGGCCAGAGGUGACCUUUCUGGCCGUCGUCUCAGAGGCCGACCUUCAGACCCGCAGUCUGUGAGCUGUACCCUCGGCAACCCAUCACCAAAGAUUCACGCAUCCCGAAAGCGGCGACGGUCCCCUCCAGCCCCAGUGGAUCGCAUUGGGACAGAAAUGAAGACAUUGAACUGGGUUAAAAGAAGAAAAAAAAUAAUCUGAAGAAAAAGUAAUAAAAAGUAAUGUGCUAAUUUUUUGAAGGGGAAAAAAAUAUUCUUUGACAGUACAGUGCUCCUCGGUGCGGGACUCUCUUCAUGAGCACAAAGAGUGAACUUUGGCGGUGCAUCGAGGGAGGGGCAGUUUGUAAAGCACAAGAACAAUUUUAUGAAGUUAUAUGAAAAAAAUAUAUAUAUAAAUAUAUAAUCUUUGCAAGGCAGCGGAAUAUAAAAAUGCUGCUGACAUUUUGAAGGAGGAAAUUGAAUCAGACCUUUCUCUGUGUAACUUUAUCUUCAUUUCCCUCGCACCAGAUGCCAAUCGCUUGUUUUUUUCCCACCGGCCUCGUUUUUGUUUUUAUCUGCUUGGUGCUGUUCUGAAGAAAAACAAGACCUCUGGCCACGUUUAGUUUUGUCUGCUUUAAGACCCACCCCCCAUCCCCCAUGGCUGCCUAUGUACUUUUUACACUGUGCCCACCAGUCCAAGUGGCCAACUGAUGGUACGAUGGCAGAACAAAAAGGAAAAAAAAAAAAAAAUGGCGAAAAGACAGCUGGACUACAGGGCGGGUCGAGAAGUCCAGGACGUGAUUGAUUACGGUACGACAGUCUGAUGAGCGAAGCCUGACGCAGAGUCGCGUCGGUCCACUGGAGACAAAGAAGAAGCCACUUUUCUUUCUGCCAUGAAACAAAGUGCCUUCAAGAUUACAACGCGGAAUCCCGAGCCCGGCUGUCGCGCAACAUCGAACACGCGCAUCCAUGGCGUAUUUUCUACAUGCGCCUCUUUUCGCCCCCCACACAAGUGCUGACGGGGUAUCGGGUCUCGGAGGCCAAGGAUCGUUGGCUAGACCGCAUGACGGCUUGGAAACUAAACAACAAAUGCAGGCUCUGAUUAUUUUUCAAUGGAUAAAUACACUCAUUGAAUUGACUACCCAACUGAGGUAGCCUUUUUUUUGUUUGUUUGUUUUUUAAAUAAUCAAAACUGAGAGGGACCUUGGGUGGCCCGCUCCUCUCUGCCGCCAUUUCUACGACAACGCUACCAGAACACAAAAGAUAUGAAUAAUAAUGAUAAUAAUGUUGAUAAUAGUCCUGAUAUUUUAUUACUGCAGCGAGAAUGUUUCUCUGCUUUUACACAAACUGUGAAGAUUUGACUGUGGACGAUCUACCUGAGACCAUAACCUUAACCAGCUGGGGUUUUUAAGAAAUGUAUUGUAAAAACAAAACAAAAAAAACAAACAACAAAGAAAAAGAGACAUUUUCUGUUCAUCGUUGGUUGUGACAAAUGCUUUGAGGACUUUUUUUUUUUUUUUUUUUCCCCUCUUCCGUUCUUUCGUCCCCCUUGCAUUGCCGAAAUAUCCAAGCGGACGGAAGCGUUACGAAUGAUGCCGAUCGUGUACGUUGUAUAACUUUUCAAUGUUAAAGAAUCUCUAUGGCAGAGGUUUAUGAUCAGUGUUUUAUGUUGGCAUCCGGGAAGCACAACAUUUCAGUUUAUGAAAUACAUUUUUAUAUUUCACCGCACAAACAGGAAUUUACUAGGAUCUCAUACAAAAAGUUCCGCAAUUAAUUAAAAACUGCCUUUUUUGUUUUGUCCAUACAAAAACUAAACUACCUCCCAUCAGAGGUACGGUGAGUCCUCGGUUUACAAUCAAUUUCCAUUCCUACGCCAGCAACCUAUCCCAAGUUUGUCAUCAGACCGUGUUGUUAACCGACACUAACACAGCAGUCGAGUCAUCAAGUAAAUAUUUGUAUGAAAAAAACUUCUAGGCCAUAAAUAUAAAACAAUCAAAUAAAAUACAGUGGUAACAAUCAAAUAAGUACAGUGGUAAGUGUGUAAACCUUGUGCGCCCUUCGUAACCUCAAAACGUAUGUCGGUUCCAUCGUAAACCGAGGACCCCCUAAAUUCCGUUUGUUGAAGCCAUUUUUCCGGCUUGUCUUAGAUAGCUGCAAGAAAGGCAGCAACUUGGGGCUAAAUACAGCGUGAACGAAGUGGACAUUUCGUACGAUUUCCUACUAAAUUCCUGCUCGAGGAGCUGAAUGACUUCUGGGUGGCCGACUAUACGUGUUCAGCAAAUGUAGCGGAAGCCCGGAUUUGCUGAGUUAGAGGGCGACGAGGACCUGAUACGAUGAAAAAGAUGCUGAGCAAAACACAGCAGAAUGAUGGGCAUCCUAUUGUUUUUAUUUAACACAAUUCCUCCCUGUGUUUAUACUCCUACACGGCUGUGCUCAUAAUGAAUGUACAGUAUUGCAGUACCUUUGUUGGGACAUUUUGUUUGCGUGUUUUACAGUGAGAAACUUUCCACAUACCUACAGAAGUCUAACUUUUCCGGCGGUUGCUUGUCGCUGUCAUUUGUUGCUUUAUCGUAGCUAAUGAAAAGUGCCAAAGUUCCCCUGAAAGUGUUAGCGAGUACGCUGCUCCUUCCCUUUGUCAAAUUCUGUCUUGGUAUCACUUCCGAGGUAUAAACGGUUUGAUAUUCCGAGAAAUACGACCAUAAGAUGAUGGAUGUGAUGAGACCUGCCAAGGUCAGCUAUUGUUGGGAAGUAGGAUAUUCCUUACAAGAUCCGAUCUUAAAGCAUUUCAGUCAAAAGUAAACAAAAACAGGGUCAAAGACCUCAAUAAGUGUUGUCAAGCAUUAGAGGGAGGGACAUUGAAAAUGAUAUGCAACCUAAAAGGCUCAUCUUAUGUUGGCAGCAUACAAAAAAGGAGGACUCCAUUUUCUGGAAUUUGGCGUGAAAGUCUAAAAAAUGUUUGUCUAAAUGCUGAAAUACAUUAAUGGCAAGUUGGAUUUUUACAAGAAAUGUUUAACACAAAUCCUCGCCCACAAAAAUAUGAAUGCUGCCCAUGGACAUUCAUUAUAAAUGACAAAAUCUCUGUGAUGUUCUACCCCAAUUCCAAUGAAGUUGGGAUGUUGUGUUAAACAGAAUACAAUGAUUUGCAAGUCAUGUUCAACCUAUAUUUAAUUGAAUACACUACAAAGACAACAUAUUUAAUGUUCAAACUGAUAAACUUGGUUGUUUUUAGCAAAUAAUCAUUAACUUAGAAUUUUAUGGCUACAACACGUUCCAAAAACGCUGGGACAGGGUCAUGUUUACCGUUCACCUUUUCUUUUAACAACAUUCAAUAAACAUUUGGAAACUGAGGACACUAAUUGUUGAAGCCUUGAAGGUGGAAUUCUUUCCCAUUGUUGCUUGAUGUACAGCUUCAGCUGUUCAACGGUCCGGGGUCUCUGUUGUCGUAUUUUACGCUUCAUAAUGUGCCACACAUUUUCAAUGGGAGACAGGUCUGGACUGCAGGCAGGCCAGUCUUGUACCCGCACUCUUUUACUACGAAGCCACGGAGUGCCGCCUGAGGGAUCGAAGGUCACGGGCAUUCAAUGUUGGUUUUCGGCCUUGCCGCUUACAUGCAGUGAUUUCUCCAGAUUCUCUGAACCGUUUGAUGAUGAUAUGGACCGUAGAUGAUGACAUCCCUAAAUUCCUUGCAAUUGUACGUUGAGGAACAUUGUCCUUAAACUGUUCGACUAUUUUCUCACACACUUGUUCACAAAGAGGUGAACCUCGCCCCAUCUUUGCUUGUGAAUGACUGAGCAAUUCAGGGAAGCUCCUUUUAUACCCAAUCAUGACACCCACCUGUUCCCAAUUAGCCUGUCCACCUGUGGGAUGUUCCAAAAAGGGUGUUUGAUGAGCAUUCCUCAACUUUCUCAGUCUUUUUUGCCACCUGUCCCAGCUUUUGUGGAACGUGUUGCAGCCAUAAAAUUCUAAGUUAAUGAUUAUUUGCUAAAAACAAUCAAGUUUAGCAGUUUGAACAUUAAAUAUCUUGUCUUUUUAGUGCAUUCAAUUAAAUAUAUGUUGAAGAUGAGUUGCUAAUCAUUGUAUUCUGUUUUUAUUUAUGUUUAACACAAUGGCCCAACUUCAUUGGAAUUGGGGUUGUAGUUUCAAAUACGUUAGAUGUACUGACAAAAGCAUAUUGCUGGAAAAUCUGAAAACAAAUAGCUGUACAUGUACCUUUACAACACUAGUCCCCACUGUACUAAAGCUUUUAAUAUACCCCUUAAUUUCUGUACUUGCACACUUUCAAUGGGGAUAAUGGGCAUAAAUGCAAAGGAUUAGCUGGUUUUGAAUACAUGAACAGUGAGAUUUGAUGGCUACACUCUGGUUGAUGAGAAGCAUCUGUGGCUUGAAGGCUGUGAAAUGCUCGUCGUCAAAGAAAAACAAGGGCGUAAAGUGGAGGUUUCAACAUCAGCUAGGUUUUGCCGUUCAUGUGAAAACCAUUCCCCAACCAGGGAUAGCAGUACAAUGCUUUGCCUGAGCCCAAGGCGUUUCAUAUGUGCUGCUACGCUUCCAAAACAACACUCGGAUGACCACAGGAAAACAACAAAAAAACAAACAAGACAGUUGUUAAUGCAUCUUUAGAUUCCGCACAAACGCUGAACGUUCUCGUGAGCAGUUUGGGUCAGGUGCGUGCACAAGUCGUGAUAUGCAGUGGAAAUUGCUUUUUUUUUUUGGAGCCCUGCAGAAAAGGCAUGACACUAAUUGAUUUUGUGUUGCACGGUUGCCAUCUGGUUGGUGGGCGGAUGCGCUGCUGCAGACAGGAAUAGUGCUUUCUUCGCGAAGGCGCUUCAUUCGUCACGCUCCACUCGUUACCUCGGCACAAGAUAAAUUGGACAAGUUAAUUAAAUAUUGGGGCUAUAGACGAUGAAGGGAACGAAUAAGGACGCAGUUCCAUCUAACAUUCUCUCAGAGUUUUGGCUUUGAUGAAUUAAUAAUAAUACAUUUGUCAGGAGAGCUACUCGGUACUUAACUGUAUUAUAACAAUAUAAUGAAAGUGAAGGUAAUUAGCCAGCUUUUGGAUGAAAACUAAACCCAAAAUUCAAAUUAAAACAGCAAGCAGCAGCGAAGGGGCCCCCACACCACCUCGAAAUGAGUCAAACUUUGACAAUAUUCUGAACCCACAUUAAAACGUAAAAAAAAAGCGUCAUGUAUCUAACUCGUGUACCUGCUGCUGAUGGGGGCUCACUUGUCAAAAUAUGAGCUCUGGAAUUUGCCCAAAAUGGCUGCUUCCAACUAAAAUGGCUUGGAUCCUCGAAAUGUUAUUGUGCGUCCUGUUACGAUAGACAAUUUUCUGUCGAUCGGUGAAACUGGUGUCGGGAGUUCAGUUUUUCCUGACUUGCCUGGGGAUCUCGCACCCUCUUUCACGGCAAAUCCUAAAAAAAUUCAAACUUUGACGACAUCCUCCACUCACAUUAGAUGGUGUAGGGAAAGCUUUGCGAUUUAGGGUCGCCUAUUGUCAUUUGGGAAUUGCUAGUAGGAGUCCAUCAAAGCCUAGUCACUUGCCCAAAAUAGCUCUUUCCAAUUCAAUUUUAGGUAGGAGCCUUUGAGCCUUUGAUAGACAUGUUCACCCAAUUUCGUGUCGAUUGGUGAAACUGGCAUAGAGGGAUCUUUUUUGUAACUUUCCAGGGGGCCGUUAUAUUCAUAUUCACAAUGAAAAUACAUAGUUUUCAGGCAUGUUGGGGACCUCAAAAAGGGGAAUUAUGUCAAUCAAUAUAAGUACUGGUAUAUUUUGACAGUUGUGCACCACCACAAACAAUAAUGAACUCAAGCUUGCCGAUUAUGUUCAUAACUGAGGCAUGGUCCACCGAAGGAAAAAGCAUAUUUACAUAACACAAGUGUUAAUUAGAAGGAAACAGUCAGUGAAGAUUGUGCACCGAGAUGGUGGACGUUAAACAUCGUAAAUGGGUCAAAUCUUUCUAUUGAACCAUCUAAUCCUCUUUAGAAAGAAAAGACAUUGGCCCGAUUCUUAGCGUUUGAUUCAGAGCGUUUAAUUCUUAGCGAGCGGCUCGAAAAGGAACAGUGCCCACAUUUCCCUCGUUUCCUUAUCAACCUCGAAAAGGGCUGAGCCACGUCGUGCCAUUCAUCGUGCUACUUUUAUUUCAGCCCCUCGGUGUAACCAUCCACUCGUGUGGUAUAAUUGCAUCUGGUCUCCACUAAUUAUCACCCGCGCACAAGUGUUCCAUUCGUCCACAGACAGAACUAGACGUCACUGUGAUCUUUUUCAAUGUUUUCAGCGGAAAAGUGCUCAACGCAAGGAGGAUUCUAAACAGCACUUGGCCACGCAGAAUAUAGAAAAUAAAUUUGGUGUAUCCGGGUUGUGCUUCUGCGAUGCUCGUUCAUCUUGUUUCUGUGCCGACACCCUGUAAUAACCACCUAUCGCUCUUCUCUGUUCUGUGCUCAAUAUUUAUAUUAUAUCGUCUUUUUUUUCCACCGCGGUCCUUUGGAUUUAUCACCCGUUUUUAGUGCCAUACCUGCAACUAAUGAGAGAAAUAAAGAAAACAAAUGUUUUAUAUGCUAUGCGGAA
Messenger RNA from Phyllopteryx taeniolatus (common seadragon), 10081 nucleotides. Its product is annotated as MAM domain-containing glycosylphosphatidylinositol anchor protein 2-like. Gene Ontology annotation, biological process: cell-cell adhesion. Gene Ontology annotation, molecular function: cell adhesion molecule binding. The coding region runs from base 664 to 3558 and encodes 964 amino acids. NCBI's taxonomy places the organism in Eukaryota, Metazoa, Chordata, Actinopteri, Syngnathiformes, Syngnathidae. Gene Ontology annotation, cellular component: cell-cell junction; membrane. The record is from RefSeq and is a predicted model, not a curated record. The transcript has 19 exons.